Molecule: messenger RNA, 1082 nt
Organism: Pecten maximus
Lineage: Eukaryota; Metazoa; Mollusca; Bivalvia; Pectinida; Pectinidae
Product: selenoprotein F-like
Cellular component (GO): endoplasmic reticulum lumen
Molecular function (GO): oxidoreductase activity
Source: RefSeq, a predicted model, not a curated record
AACAAUAUUCCAAAGAUGGCGGACCCCCUGUGUCUGCUGUCUUUGGUCUUCGUUCUUUUGUUAUACUUUGAUCGAGGGAAGUGUAGUUUGUCAUUAGAGAAAUGCAACGAGCUUGGUUUAACACGCCUGAUGUGCAGUGCCUGUAAAGAGCUAGGUCAAUUUAACCUGAAGCAGCUGGAGGAGUCCUGUCUUGCCUGUUGUGAUGAGGACACCGAUUCAGGAAGCGAUGUAAAGACUUACCCAUUUGCUGAACUUCAUGUGUGCAGCUGAAAAUUGGGAAGGUUUCCACAGGUUCAAGCAUUUGUCAAGAGUGACCGUGUAAAACAGUUUUCUGGUCUGAACGUGAGGUACGUCCGUGGCUCAGACCCGAUCAUCAAGUUAUUGAAUGAGAAACGUGAAGUGGUCGAGACUCUUGGAAUUGACAAAUGGAACACUGACUCUGUGGAGGCCUUCUUUCAGGAAAGGUUGAGGACGUAAGGGGCUGGUCCCUUUACUGUCAGACACAUGCCUGUAAAGUUUACAAUCAGUUUCAUAAAAACAUGAAUCAUUUAACAAGAUGCAUGAUAGAAAUGUUACUGUAGAAUUGAGUGACUGGUUUGUGAAACUGAUGCUGAACCACAUGGCUCUCUAUGAAGGUCUGACAGCAAAGCCUUACUGGUAUGACAGACUGGAUAACCUAUGAACCAGUGAUUCCAAAACUUUUAUGGCAUGACUACUUUAAUAUCUGGUGAAAUAAUCUCAAGGUUCAACAUAAUGUAUUGUACAUUGUAUUCGUAUGCAAGCAGAAGCAUCAUAAAGAUUACACAGACUUGAUAUUAAAGAACUGAUGUUUAAUGACAUAAAUUCUUAUCGGACAUGUUUGGUUAUUUUAAGUUUCCAUAUAUAUGUUCACAAGCUUUUAUUUUUUUAAUAUUAAAACUCCAUCAGUCUUAUCAAAACAAAAUUGACAUCAGUUUUAAGUUUAAUCAUCUAAAUUGAACCAAUGCUUUAGUCAUAUUAAGGAAUGUAUGAGAGUGAAUGAGUAAUCACAAUUGUCAAAAUUAUGUUCUGUGAUCAUUCGAUAAAAAUAAUUCUAAUAUUCA